This is a messenger RNA of Thalassophryne amazonica, 2843 nucleotides long. It is a transcript of the gene purg, whose product is annotated as purine-rich element binding protein G. The coding region runs from base 1799 to 2764 and encodes 321 amino acids. Gene Ontology annotation, molecular function: purine-rich negative regulatory element binding; RNA polymerase II transcription regulatory region sequence-specific DNA binding; DNA-binding transcription factor activity, RNA polymerase II-specific. Gene Ontology annotation, cellular component: nucleus. Lineage: Eukaryota; Metazoa; Chordata; Actinopteri; Batrachoidiformes; Batrachoididae. The transcript has a single exon. The record is from RefSeq and is a predicted model, not a curated record. Gene Ontology annotation, biological process: regulation of transcription by RNA polymerase II.
GUGGGUUUCCUCCCACAUUUAAAGACAUACAGGUUAGGUGAAUUGGAAACGUAAUAAUUGUCCUGGUCUCCCCUGUAAAAGAGGUCUCAAUCUCAAUGGGACUAAUCUGGUUAAAUAACAGAUUAAAAAAAAAUCCAUAAUAGACAGUCUAACCUAUACCUUUUUGGAACUUUUAUUAUCAGACAAAUAAUGUGGUACAUUUUUAAUAAUAUGAUUGGAUCAUUUUUCCAUUUUUAUUUUGAAAAAUGUCUGCCACGAGUGACACAUUGAAAAUUCACCAUGGCCCAAUAUCCAGUUUUAUUUGUAACACAUUUGGCUGUAUGUGUACCAAAUUCUAUGCUUUUAUCACAAAAUGCACAAUUGUUAUGGAGAUUUUCACUAAGCUGCACCACUAUUACAAAGUUGGCAGCCUUGAAAAGGAAAAAGCCUAUCUUUUGAAGAGAGUUCUUUAUUAAUUAAUUUAGCAGCCUUUAUUCGUUUAUUUGCAUUUUUACACGGAGUGUAUUUAUUUAUUUAUUUCUCAGGUUUAUUAAUUUUUACACUGGUUGUAUUGAUUAAUUAAUUAAUUUAGCAGCCUGACUUUUGAAGAGAGGUCGAUUUUUAUUUAUUUAUUUAUUAUUAUUAUUGUCACUGAGUGGUGUAUUAUUUAUUUAUUGAUUAGGCAGCCUGUGUCUUUAAGAGGUUUAUUUAUUUGCAUUUUUACACGGAGUGUAUUUAUUUAUUUAUUUAUCAGGUUUAUUUAUUUAUUUUACACUGGGUGUACUGAUUAAUUAAUUAAUUAAGCAGCCUGACUUUUGAAGAGAGGUCGAUUUUUAUUUAUGUUUUAUUAUUAUUCCUUUCACUGAGCGGUGUAUUAUUAUUUAUUUAUUGAUUAGGCAACCUGUGUCUUUAAGAGGUUUAUUUGUUUAUUUAUUUGCAUUUUUACACGGAGUGUAUUUAUUUAUUUAUUUCUCAGGUUUAUUUAUUUAUUUUACACUGUUUAUAUUAAUUAAUUAAGCAGCCUGACUUUUGAAGUGAGGUCGAUUUUUAUUUAUGUUUUAUUAUUAUUAUUAUUUUAACUGAGUGGUGUAUUAUUUAUUGAUUGAUUGAUUAGGCAGCCUGUGUCUUUAAGAGGUUUAUUUGUUUAUUUAUUUACAUUUUUACACGGAGUGUAUUUAUUUAUUUAUUUCUCAGGUUUAUUAAUUUUACACUGGUUGUAUUGAUUAAUUAAUUUAGCAGCCUGACUUUUGAAGAGAGGUCGAUUUUUAUUUAUGUUUUAUUAUUAUUAUUUUCACUGAGCGGUGUAUUAUUAUUUAUUUAUUGAUUAGGCAGCCUGUGUCUUUAAGAGGUUUAUUUGUUUAUUUAUUUACUUUUUUACACGGAGUGUAUUUAUUUAUUUAUUUCUCAGGUUUAUUAUUUAUUUAUUUUACACUGUUUGUAUUGAUUAAUUAAUUAAUUUAGCAGCCUGACUUUUGAAGAGAGGUCGAUUUUUAUUUAUGUUUUAUUAUUAUUAUUCUUUUCACUAAGCGGUGUAUUAUUAUUUAUUGAUUGAUUAGGCAGCCUGUGUCUUUAAGAGAGGUUUUCUCAGGACGGGGUGGGGGCGGACGGGUUCAUCGGGUUCAUGUAGUAUUUGGACAGCUCCUCCCCCUCCUUCUCCCGUCAGUAACCUCACGGAGGUGAUGGAGUUGGCUCCGGAAAUGACAGUAAACGGCUGAACUGCGCCUUUUUUUUUCUUUUUUUUUUUUUUUUUUGUAACCGGGCCUCGUGAUCCGGAUCGGCCGAUGAGUCCGGAACGGGAUCCGUUCGGCUGGCAGACAGGAUGAUGGCUGAUGGAUGCUGCAGAGGACAGAUGGACAGAGGCCGGGCGAAGAUUGCGUCAGACUCGGUGCACAGGUCCGCCUUCCCGCCGCAGUUCUCGCAGACAGGGUCCCAGGACAUCCAGGAGCUGGCCUCCAAACGCGUCGACAUCCAGAAGAAACGCUUCUACCUGGACGUCAAGCAAAGCGGACGCGGCCGCUUCCUGAAGAUCGCCGAGGUGUGGAUCGGCCGCGGCCGCCACGACAACAUCCGGAAGAGCAAGGUGACACUGUCCAUGUCCACGGCCCCGGCGCUGCGCUACUGUCUGGGGGACUUCAUAGACUACUACGCCCGGAUCGGGCUGCGAGGGGCCCCGCUGGAGGAGCCCGCCGAGGCCCGCAGGAGGGCCCCGCUGUCCCCCACCGGCUCGGCCGCGUCCGACGACCACGUCCACCGCGUACUCAAGAGCGAGUUCAUCGAGAGGGACAACAGGAAGUACUACCUGGACCUGAAGGAGAACCAGAGGGGCCGCUUCCUGCGGAUCCGGCAGACGGUGAGUAAAGGACACGGCACCAUGGGCUACUACGGGCCGGGGAUCGAACAGACCAUCGUGCUACCCGCGCAGGGACUCAUCGAGUUCCGUGACGCGCUGUCACAGCUCAUCGAGGACUACGGGGACGCGGACAGCGAGGACCGGGGCACGGCGGCGGCUCGGAACCGCGACGACAACCCGGAGCUGCCGGAGGCGGUGUCCUUCCGGGUGGACAACAAGAGGUUCUACUUCGACGUGGGUUCGAACCGCUACGGCGUGUUCCUGAAGAUCAGCGAGGUGCGGCAGCCCUACAGGAACACCAUCACCGUGCCGCUGAAGGCCUGGGCCCGCUUCGGACAGAACUUCAUCCGCUACGAGGAGGAGAUGCGGCGGAUCUUCUCCUGCCACAAGGACAAGAGGACGGAAGUCCACAGCGAGGACGAGCACGAGGACUGAGGACUGAGCACGCGCCCUCACACACUCACACUCAUCAAAAGCACCGCCCAGCUGUAAGUGUCCCUAAAGGGCAGCUCAA